Meloidogyne enterolobii is the source of this 597-nucleotide messenger RNA. NCBI's taxonomy places the organism in Eukaryota, Metazoa, Nematoda, Chromadorea, Rhabditida, Meloidogynidae. The record is from the annotation of a GenBank genome assembly.
AUGACUGGCACUGGAAGAUUGGCAAAAAUGGCAAAUCAUAUGCUUAUAAGUACUUCGAUUCUGAUGGCUGCUAUUUUGAUGUAUGCAUCAGCCAUCUGCGCUAAACACAAUGCCACCCCAUGCUCAGUUCAUUCUGAUGAAGAAAACUCCUUCUUGAUUGAUUCUGUCAUUUCCAAAUCUGAGCGAUCUAAGAGAGACGUUUCACAAACUGAUAAAUGUGUAUGGAUUGGUCAUCACUUAGUUCAUAAUGAAAAAGAGAAUACUAACGAUUGCUAUUGUGAUGAUAGCAGCGAAUGCUCAUUUGGAUAUAAAAACGUUACCAAGCAUGAAAGCAAGAAAGACAAAAAGAAAAAAAACAAAAAAUGUAGCUGCAACAAGACCAAAAAACCAAAAGCGACCACUCCAUUCUCUUUGGUUACAGAACCAUCAGAGCCAUCAGGUCCCUGGGCUCCUGGAUGUCCAUCGAAACCCGGAUCAGAUGAUGGAUCUUAUGGCAAAAAGCAUUGUGUCGCUAUAGACCAUAACGGAAAAUGGAAAGAUUGUAGUUGUGAACGACCCGGAACUGGUAUCGUCUGCAAGAAGGAGUGCUCUCCAUAA